AUGAUGAGUUCGGUAUUUGGGCAGCAAUCGCAGCAGCCGAAACAACCUUUUCAGGAAAACAGAUUCUCUAAUCUACAAAUUAAUUAUCCACAACAGCAGCAGCAGCAACAGCAACAACAAAAUAAUACACAAUCGUUGGCUCAAACAUCCACUUCUAAUGGGAAGGAAGAAAGCUGGUAUAACAUUGCAAGAAAGAGAAAUAUACCACAAACUGUAAUAAAGAGGCCAUCGAAACCAACAUCUUCUGGAGACAACUCUUCUACUGAUACAUCGACCCACAGAUCUGGAUUCAGUAGUGUUCAAUUUGGUACUAAGAACCCAACGUUUAAUUCUAGUCAACCUUCCCAACCUACAGAUAUUGCAACAUAUGUCGAGUCAAAUGAAGCUCCACCAACUAAAUCAUUGUAUGAUUGGCAAAGGGAAGAUGAAUUUGGAUCUGUAUCUACUAAUAUGUCUCUACCAGAAACAUCUCAUCAAAUAAACCUAUCUCAACGUUUUCCAAAAAACUCUAGGAAUGCGUUUGAUAGAAAUUCUGAAGCAACCCAUACUAGAGUAGGUAAAGAUGAGAUCAAUGAUUCAUCAAGGCCAAAAUCAGAAGAAAGCGCUGUAAUCGUAUUUGGAUAUCCUGAAUCCAUUUCAAACCAAGUCAUCCUACAUUUCUCUAAGUUUGGUAAUAUACUAGAAGAUUUCGAAAUUCUCAGAGGUGUAACAGGGAACAACAUAUCUAGUGCCACAAUUAGACUUCGUACGCAAAACAAAGAUUCGAAAGCACAAAAGAAGUAUCCUAUCUUUACUGGUGAUGGAUGGAUCAAAAUUACUUACGAUUCCCCCAGUGCAGCAUUAAGAGCUUUGCAAGAGAACGGUACUGUUUAUGGAGGCUGCUUAAUAGGCUGUGUUCCAUACAACAAGGCAGCCGUAGAACAGCUUGCAUCGUGUAAGAUUGAUAAAAGUGAUGACAUUGGAAACAUUCCAUUUAGCUUAUCAAUGAAACCUAACGGCUCAUCAUCAGCAGAUGCACAAAAUCGCAGCGAAGAUGAUAAUGACAGUAGAAAACAUGGUUCCAGAUUCUCUUUCUCGACAAGGAAACUUGAUGUAAAGGAUGGUAAGGAACUCUUUGUACAUAAUGGAAACUCCUCUCACAGUGGGCAGAACUUCUUAAAGAGCUUGGAGAACAAGCUAAAAGAACAGGAACAACAAGGCGGCAAUCAACAACCUACAGAUAUAGUGGGAAAACUCAAUAACUGGCUGUUCGGCUGGAAUGAUCUAUAA
This is a messenger RNA of Kluyveromyces marxianus DMKU3-1042, 1269 nucleotides long. It is a transcript of the gene ASM4, whose product is annotated as FG-nucleoporin ASM4. The coding region runs from base 1 to 1269 and encodes 422 amino acids. Gene Ontology annotation, cellular component: nuclear pore nuclear basket; nuclear pore central transport channel; nuclear membrane. The transcript has a single exon. Lineage: Eukaryota; Fungi; Ascomycota; Saccharomycetes; Saccharomycetales; Saccharomycetaceae. Gene Ontology annotation, molecular function: single-stranded DNA binding; phospholipid binding; structural constituent of nuclear pore. The record is from RefSeq and is a predicted model, not a curated record. Gene Ontology annotation, biological process: NLS-bearing protein import into nucleus; nuclear pore organization; regulation of DNA-templated transcription.